CUCUACAACACCCCGUUGCUGGAUCAAGGCGGCCUGAACGAUCCCUUCAGAGCGCCCCUGAGCAACCAUCAAUCUCCGCUGCCUAGCCUGCCACCUGCCUCUGCUGCCUCCGUUGGCAGUUCUUCGUCGAGGGUUGCCCCUAAAGGGAUGGAGGGCUUGAUUCCGCCAACUUCGCUCACUAUAGGUACAAGAGCUGUCGCGACAAGAGCAAAACUCUCUUCUGCUGGUAUUUCCCAGUCCUCCAACGUAAAUCCCCCCUCAGCAUUCGAUGACCAGUUCUCGGAGGACGAGGAAAUGGACGAUCUGUUUAGUCUUGCUACCGAAGGAACCACAAAGCCCGGAAAAAAUCCCUAA
Messenger RNA from Dibothriocephalus latus, 354 nucleotides. The record is from the annotation of a GenBank genome assembly. Lineage: Eukaryota; Metazoa; Platyhelminthes; Cestoda; Diphyllobothriidea; Diphyllobothriidae.